AUGGCUUGCCAAGCGCGCCUACUCAAUGGCGGGCCCUACAUCCCGUACGUCCCAGAGGAUACAUGCCGUGCCUGGUGCGACCUCGCGACCAGCCUGGGCAUCAGCGACAUCGAUGUCUGCUCCAUUGACUGGAUGGCGCCGGUGAACUGGCGUGCGAUUGCGGGCGAUGACAAAGGCGAGUACACCACUGGCUACAAGGGUGACCACGACCAGCACAACGGCGGCAACUUUACUGGGGCGUUUAUGCCCCUCUGGGCCGGCUAUCUUCUCGUGUGCGGCUUCGGCAUCAUGUUCUCGAUCAUCACCUCGAUCAUGACGUACGGCGGCCUCGUCCUCUCCUCCGAGAACUUCAACACGGCCGGCCGCAACAUCAAGACGGGUCCCUUUUGGUACGCCGCGGGCGCAACGAUCCAGAUCCUCCUCUUUGGCAUCCUCGCCAUCGAGAUCAAGAAGAAGGCGCCCAACAUGCACACCUUCCUCGAGAUGGUCGACAUCCGCUGGGGGAAGGCGGCCCACCUGACCUUCCUCUUCUUCGGCAUCAGCACCAACCUCAUCGUGACUGGCAUGCUGCUCCAGGGCGGCUCGGCGGUGAUGACGGCCUGCUCGGGCAUGCACCCGGUGGCCGCAAACUUCCUUAUCCCGCUCGGCGUGGUCCUCUACACCUGGUUUGGCGGCCUCAAGGCCACCUUCCUCGCUUCGUACAUCCACACCGCCGUCAUCAUGAUCUGCCUCGUGGUCUUCAUCACCUACGUGUACGCGGUCCCGGGCGACUACGAGUGCGACGCGCUCAACGGCCUCUGCACCUCCGGAUACAAGUCGGCCGAGUGCACGGAGGAUCAUACCAAGCAGUGCGAGGCGCUCGGCUCGGCCUCGAUCCUGUGGGAGCGCCUCGCCUUCCUCACCGCUCUGCCUAGGAUGGGUGCAGCCACUCCCGAGGGCGGUCUCAAGGGCGCCGUGGGUACCAACGUCGUCAACAUGCGCACUGACUGCUUCUUCUCCAACGGCACGAAGUGCUCGACCGGAUCGGACUACUCAGUUUUCGACAGCGGCAUGCCAGCAACCAUCAAGUGCGGCUGCCCCGACGCGACGCCGUGGCUCGCGGGAGAGAGCGUCGGCUGCGCCACCGGCUACAACAGCGCCACCGACACCUACUCCUUCGACCACCCCGCGGGGUGCUACCACGACGGCGACUACCACCACGGCCCGGUCUGCGACAACCGCGGCGGCUCCUUCAUCACCAUGCUCUCCAUGGACGGCCUUAUGUUCGGCAUCAUCAACAUCGUCGGCAACUUUGGCACGGUGUUUGUCGACCAGUCCUACUGGCAGUCCGCAAUCGCGGCGCGCCCGUCCGCGGCGCACAAGGGCUACCUCCUGGGUGGCAUGGUCUGGUUCACCAUCCCGAUGGCGCUCGCCACCGCGCUCGGCCUCUCGUCGCUCGCACUCAACGUCAAGAUGCCCAGCUCCGAGGCGGGUGCUGGUCUGGCGCCGCCCGCCGCUGCCAUCGUGCUGCUCGGAAAGGGCGGCGGCAUCAUGAUCGUCCUCAUGCUCUUCAUGGCCAUCACCUCGACCGGCUCGGCCGAGUGCAUCGCCGUCGGCUCCCUGCUCGCCUACGACGUCUACCGCAAGUACGUCAAGCCCGACUGCACCGGCGCGGAGCUGCUCAAGAUGACUCGCUACGGCGUCAUCUUCUACGGCUGCGUCUCUGGCUGCUUCGGCACCUGCCUGUACGCCGCCGGCCUCAGCGACGACCGCUUUGGCCUCGGCUGGGUCUACAACUUUAUGGGCACGAUGAUCGGCUCGGCCGUGUGGCCCGUGGCGGCGUGUAUCCUGAUGCCGCGCAUGACCGCAGCCGGCGCUAUCACCGGCGCGUGGGGCGGCAUGAUCCUGGCAAUCGUGGCGUGGAUCGCGACCGCAGCGACGCGAUGCUCGAAUGGCAUGGACCCCGACGACGAGUGCGCAGGAGCGGACUCGUUUGACUGCGACACGGGGACACUCGACAUUGGCACGCUCGGCAACCUCAAGGCGCAGCUCGCCGGCUCCCUGACCGCCCUCGGCGCCUCCUUCAUCCUGUCGGAGCUCGUCACGGCGAUCCAGCUGUCCACUGGAGCGGCCAAGCUUUUCGACUGGGAGAUCAUGAAGGGCAUCAAGCGUGUCGAGCUCGACAAGGACCUCGGCGUGCCCGACGAGGAGAUGUCGGACGAGUUCCUCGGGCCCGCCCAAAAGUACAUCUUCAAGUACGGCAUGGGCUACACAAUCUUCCUCAUCUUCAUCUGGCCGCUCGCCGUCAUCACGUGGGGCGUGUUCACCAAGUCGAUGUACGUCCUCUGGGCCUCGGUCGUCUUCAUGUGGGGCUACGCGGCCGCGUUUGCGAUCUGCGUGGUCCCGAUCUGGGAGUCGUGGGACACCAUCUCGGCCGUCUUGACUUGCAAGAAGACGACGGUCAAGGCCGAUGCCUAA
This is a messenger RNA of Emiliania huxleyi CCMP1516, 2457 nucleotides long. RefSeq names its product putative urea transporter (gene DUR5). Gene Ontology annotation, cellular component: plasma membrane. Bases 1 to 2457 code for a protein of 818 amino acids. The record is from RefSeq and is a predicted model, not a curated record. Gene Ontology annotation, molecular function: urea transmembrane transporter activity. Gene Ontology annotation, biological process: urea transmembrane transport. Lineage: Eukaryota; Haptophyta; Isochrysidales; Noelaerhabdaceae. The transcript is spliced from 5 exons.